GUUAGAAUGAGUAGAAUGGAUAUAGAGGAUUGGUGAUGCUUAGUUGAUUGAUUAUAUGUUUAUGGGUGCUGUAAUAGAAUCUCAUUUUAGUUGGGAAAUGGUUAAAAAGAGAACUUUACAGCUUCGCAAAUCACAUUAACGGGGGAAGUUGGGAAUUUGGUGUUUUAAAGAUUUUUAGGGAAAUGAUAAUAUUUGUUGAAGUGCUCUUUUGUUUAUUUGGUGCGAAUAAUUUUGUUGUUAAUAGUAAUUUAGUUUGAUGAGGGUUCGGAAAUAACAACAAGAAGAUACCCAGUGUAAUCCCACAAGUGGGGUCUGGGGAGGGUAGAAUAGGAUGUACCCAGACCUUAUCUCUACACCGUUUCGUGCCAGCUUGCGCGCACCUCGAUCAAUUCCACGGGAUACGUGCCAUCCCCACCAGCAACAAAUAUUUCACCAAGAGUCCGCAAGAUGCUGUAACACCUUUCCAAAUUCUGGGCGGUGAAGCUCAGAUCGUUCAGAUUAUGUUGAAGCCACAAGAAAAGAUUAUUGCAAAACCUGGGUCCAUGUGCUAUAUGUCUGGUUCCAUCCAGAUGGAAAAUGUGUAUGCCACUGAAAACGAAGCAGGUGUCUGGCAAUGGCUUUUUGGAAAGAAUACGACAAGCAUAGUUCUUCACAAUACAGGUACAACUGAUGGAUUUGUCGGAAUUGCUGCUCCUUCCCUGGCAAGAAUCCUCCCGAUUGAUUUAGCAAAAUUCGGAGGUGAAAUCUUAUGCCAGCCAGAUGCAUUCCUCUGCUCCAUUAAUGAUGUCAAAGUCAGUAAUACCAUUGACCAAAGGCCACGUAAUCUAGUUGCUACUGCAGAGGGAUUCUUAAGGCAGAAGAUAUCAGGCCAAGGGCUUGCAUUUGUAGUCGGGGGUGGUUCUGUUGUACAGAAAAAUCUCGAGGUGGGUGAGACACUUUCUGUUGAUGUGCCAAGCAUCGUUGCAGUAUCAUCAACUGUCAAUGUUCAAAUAAAAUACAAUGGACCCAUGAGAAGGGUGGUAUUUGGGAAUGAUAAUCUGGUGACAGCUGUCCUAACGGGGCCUGGUAUUGUGUUUAUCCAAAGCAUGCCUUUCCAUCGGCUUUCACAACGCAUUGCUAGGGCGGUAACAUCUCCAAACAUGAGGGACAAUCCCAAGUUCUUCAUUCAGAUUGCAAUUUUCUUCUUUCUAGCUUAUGUUGUUGUUGUGUCAUCAUUGAUCUUGACAGAUAUUUGAGCCUUUUUUCAUUUUCACAAAAUUCUGUAGAUUGCUCGUCGCGACAUCUAGUUUUUUUUUUUUUUUGGAUUGACGGGCGGUUGGAUGUUAAUUAUAAAAUAUAGAGUAACAGUAAGCAGGGUUAUGACUCUCUCUCGAUGGUGGCAUAGUUUGGUAUAGAAACUGUAAAAGGAAUGGAAAGUGCUCACUUGUAUAAUGUAUUCGAAACUUCCAAUCGUAGCUGAAUGGUUUUUCUGGCAUGAAAACCGCGUAAUUUGUCUU
Molecule: messenger RNA, 1496 nt
Organism: Lycium barbarum (goji berry)
Lineage: Eukaryota; Viridiplantae; Streptophyta; Magnoliopsida; Solanales; Solanaceae
Exons: 10
Coding region: 501-1235 (244 amino acids)
Source: RefSeq, a predicted model, not a curated record